Apis mellifera (honey bee) is the source of this 864-nucleotide messenger RNA. RefSeq lists its product as uncharacterized. The record is from RefSeq and is a predicted model, not a curated record. The transcript has 4 exons. NCBI's taxonomy places the organism in Eukaryota, Metazoa, Arthropoda, Insecta, Hymenoptera, Apidae. Bases 83 to 832 code for a protein of 249 amino acids.
UUAAUUCAAUCAAUAAUAUUCAUUUAAUUUUUACUUUAUUGUUUAAUUUAUUUUCUUAUGAUAUUAUUCAAAGAUAAAUACCAUGAAUGUUAUGAACUGGAAUGUGGAACAACAAUGUUUAGAUGGUACAUUAUCGUUAACAGAUGUACGAAAAAAAUUAUUUCCUACAAAAAUUACACUUGAUCGUGGACCAUUAAUAAACGAAAACAAGUACUCACCAAAGACAUUAGUAGGUGAUUGGUUUGAACGUAGAGCAGAUUACAUAAUCCAACCUGAUGAUUGGAGAACUACAUAUGAAAUAGAUUUUAAACCUCAUAUUAAUGAAACUUGGAAAAUAAAUCAAAUUGUAAAAUGGGAAAACAAACUUAUACAAGAGGGUUUACCCCAAGAAAAAUUUUUUCAUCACGAAAAGGAAUAUUAUAGUAAUAUGACAACUACUUAUGAUUUAUGUUAUAAUAUUUUACCAAAAAGUCUCGAAGGACCUAAAAUUAGAUCUUAUAAUGCAAGACAGAGAAAAUGGAUUCCAGAACAAGAUUUAAUGAAAAGUUUUGGUACGUUAACUCAAUUCGGAUUAAAAGAUGCAUUAAAAGAAGAAAUAUAUAGGGAUUCAAAGGAAGGAAUAGCCAAAUGUCAAUGGUGGAGCACUUAUAAAGAAGAGAUAGGAGAAAUAAAACCAUUAGAUAUUGAACAAGAUACUAAAUUUCGCAGACGAAAAGUGAAUUUUAAUGUACCAGAUCUUAGACAUUUUAAAUGUAAAUUAGAUAAUGAAUAUUGUUUAUUACCAUUUAAAAUUAAAAAUUCAAUAUCAAAUGUGCAAAGUGCAAAAAAAUAAUAGUACAAGAUAUAUUAUUCAUCAAAAAACUU